UUUGCAUGGACAUGCCAGUCACCUCUAAGCAAAGAGGACACCAUGACCCUCAUCGGUCACUUGGAGACGGUGACAGCCGAAGCUGAUGGCUCAUUGGAUAGCGUUAACCUUGCUUUAGUCAUGGCGUUGCUUUAUUGCCUAGAUGUUAGUUUUCUGGAGCAAGGAACAGAGGAUAGAGAAGACUUGCUCCAGGCCUUGCCUCUACUGACGGAGAAGCAGUAUGUGGCAGCGGUGCACAGUCGGUUGGUGGAGGGUCAGGCCUGGAAGCUUCCUGGACUGCAGGCAGGGGUGCAGCUGGCCUGGGCUCUGUCUCUGAGAGCCGUGUCACAGCUUCCGCAGGGUGCAGGUAUCACGCCUUUCAUAGCUCAGGCUAUUGACCUGGACCACCUCAUGAUACUUAUUGGAGAGUUUUACAGUAAAGAUCCAUUUGAACUUGAGCUGGCCCUGGAGUUCUGGUGUCCAUCAGAGUCUCUUCAACACACUUCACUCACCGGAUCUUUUCUUGGAGUACCUCUCCAAAGACCCCCUCACAAACAGGUGGUUCUCUCCAAGUUUGUGCGUCAGAUGGGGGAUCUGCUCCCUGCUACUCUCUACAUCCCUUACUUGCGCAUGCUGAAAGGGCUUGCUAAUGGUCAUCAGUGUUCCCACUACUGCUUUAGUCUGCUUAAAACCAAUGGAGCUCCACACGGAGAGAACCGGCAGGCUGUAGUGUCGGGCAGUGUUGUGUCAUGGGAGCACUUUUUCCAUUCUCUCAUGCUCUACCAUGAGAACCUGCGACGAGAUGUGCCCAGUGCCGACAGCAUGCAGUACCGCCACCCACCCAUCAGAGGCAUCACUCAGAGAGAGCUAGAAGGCCUCACAGCGUUCCUCCAGCUGCUCACCACUAUCAUCACCUGGAGUGAGAAUGCGCGUCUGGCUCUUUGUGAACACCCUCAAUGGACGCCUGUGGUGGUGAUGCUGGGAUUGCUGCAGUGCAGCGUUCAGCCCGUGCUGAAAGCUCAAGUCUUGCAUGCUCUUGCUGCCUUUGGCAAAUCUCCUGAGAUCGCUGCCUCCCUCUGGCAAUCACUGGAGUACACACAGAUCCUGCAGACAGUGAAAGUUCCUGGACAGAGACAGGCUGCUGGGAUUGAGGUGGAGCUGAAUGAGAUUGAAUCGAGCUGUGAGGAGUAUCCUCUCACAAGGGCCUUUUGUCAUCUGAUCAGUACUCUGGUAGAGAGUGCACUUCCAGUGAAUCUUGGAGCAGGACUGCGUGCACCAGGCUUUCAGCCUUAUCUUGACUUCCUGCGUGACUCCGUGUUUCUGGCCUUCCCCACACGUGCCUACCGGCGGCCAGCAGAAAAGUGGGAGCUAGCUGAGGCAGUGCUAGAGGUGUUUCACAAACUUCUGAGAGAAUAUGAGCCGCAGCCAGCCGACUUCCUGCAAGAAAUGGUGGAACUUCAGGGAGAGCAAAUGCCAGCCCAUAAGCCCCCGGGACACAGUCUGAUGUUCCACCUGCUGAAUGACUCGCCCACCCUCUCUCUCUGCCUCAGCCUGCUUGAGGAGGGCGCCCGUCAGCUAGACACCUACGCCCCCUUUCCUGGUAAAAAGCAGUUGGAGUCGGCAGUGCUACACUGUCUGUGUUUGUUGGAGCUGGCUCUGCAGAAGGAGGUGACAUUCAUGGAUCUGCUGAGAGAAAGUCAGACAUCGCUACUUGUCUCUCCUGUGGAACAGCUCCUGCAGGGUGUCAGUGCUCAGAGCAGACGGGCUGAUCACAUCACCAACAUUGCCAGGUACCUGUACCACAGCAGCUCGAACCCUGAUGCUGCUUUCCAGAGUGCCAAGAUUCUGCGCCGUAUUGCACGCUACCCAAACAUCCAGGCCAGACUGGUUGGAGACUUCACACAUGAUCAGGUGGUGAGUGAGAAGUUGAUGGCUGGUUUUGUGGAGUGUCUGGACAGUGAGGAAGCUCAGGAGGGAGUAGCCGCAGAUGACUCAGACCCUGAGAAACGGGUGGCCAGGAUUCAUCAUGAAACCAAGAUCCACAUCCUGAACCUUCUGAUCACCUCUCUGGAGCUAAAGGGCCCCAAUCUGGGCUUGUAUCUGCUGGGCUAUGAAGUGAAGAAGCCAGUUUCCUCCACUAACCUGCAGGACCCAGGUGUUCUUGGCUGUCCACGGAGCUGCCUGCAUGCGAUCCUCAGUCUGCUCCAGAGGGGCAGCGAGUGGCGCACUGGACCUGUGCUCACCAAACAGGCCCCUCAACUAGCUGAACUCUUCUACCAGGUGAUCUAUCAGCUGUGUGCCUGUCCUGACACUUCUGGGCCCACCAUGCGUUACCUCAGGACCAGUCAGGACUUCCUGUUCUCUCAUCUGCAGCACCUGCCUUUCAUUCUACCAGGUACCUCCAUGUGGGAGCGUUUGACUGCCCCUGAAGAUUGUUUCUCCAAGCUGCAGAGAGAGAACCUGGCCAUCAUCGAGAGCUACGGCACUGCGCUCAUGGAGGUGGUGUGCAGAGACGCUUGUGACGGCCAUGAGAUUGGCAGGAUGCUGGCUCUGGCUGUGUUGGACCGGGUGUUGUCUAUAGACAGACAGUGCCAGUGGCUGAUGUACCUGUGUAACAGCGGGUACCUGCGUGUGCUGGUUGAGAGCUUGAGGCAGGACGAUGCCGCCCUGCAAACUCUGCUCACACCUCAGCCUCCAUUGCUCAAACCACUCUACAUCUACGAGUCCAAAAUGGCAUUGCUGACCCGUGUGGCUAAGACAGCACAAGGUGCGACAGAGCUCCUGCGCUGUGGGCUGGUUGGUCAGCUGGUGGAGUGUCAGGUGUUUCACAUGCUCCCUCAAAAUGAGGCACUCAGAGUGUUUGGGCAGAGAGAUCCAUCGGGGUUUAUUCCUAGUCCUCUAGAGCGAUACAGACAGAUCCUGCUGCCUACUCUCAGACUGAUGCAGGUCAUCUUGACCUCCACCACCACACAGCACCAGCAGGGGGCGGCACAGGUGCUGCAGUGGCUCAUCGUUCACUCUGAUGUCAUUCAGUCCAUCCUGCAUGGUCAGGAUAUGAGUAUGGGCGCUCUACAGGAGCUCUCUCUCCUCACUGCCAUCAUCAGCAAGACCGCUCUGCCAGGAGCUCUGGAGAUGGGACAGGAAAUCAACAGUGCCGCCCUUAUGGAAUUACAGGGACACAUCGGCAGAUUCCAGCGUCAGUCGUUGUCUCUGCUGGUGCGGCUGGUGGGAACCGAUCGCGCUCGCUACCUGAAGCAGAUCGAGGAGACCGUCUCCCCUGGUGACCUUGCAGAAAAGAGAGAGGAAAUGGAGGUUGCCAUGCAACAGAUUUGUGCCAAUAUUAUGGAGUACUGCCAGACGCUACUGCUGCAGAGCUCAGCUGAAGCCCAGUUCAGUCUCUGCCUGUUCAGCCCGUCAGCAAGUGAACCAGCAGAUGUAGCCGUUCCCUCUGCGCGGGUGCCCAGUCUGGGAUUGGUUCUGCUCCUGCUGAAGAACAGCGCCACUGACUUCUUCCGAUAUCAUGACAGCCACAGACAGAGCCUGAAUAAGCUGGAGCGAGUGGAGCAGCUUCCCCCUGAGGAACUGAAGGAGCUGUGCCAGGGUCUGGUGUCCGGUUCUGGUGGAGUGGAAAAGGUCCCAUCAGUGCAGAGAAACGUGCUUGCCAAGCGCCGACUCGUCCAGCUGGUCAACAACCGAGCCAAGCUUCUUGCCCUCUGCUCCUAUACCAUUGAGACAUGCUUGUUUGUGAUUUGGCGCCACCUAGAGUUCUACUUGCUGUACUGCACUCCCACUGACCCCAAAGACUCACUUCUGCCAGGUUUCAGAGAUCCUAGUGGCAGCAGAGGAUUAAGUGUGUCAAGAGUGAGCCAGCAAGAUCUUGAACAGUUACAGACUGACGUGGCGAACAGCUUCAAUGAGCCGUUGCAGAGAAAGCUGCUGGAGGUGGAGGGUCUGUAUAGCAAAACCCGCUCCCGUCACACCUUUAUCCAAGCCCUGACGCGCAGGAUCCGUGGCCUAGUGCAUCACGCCAAAGGCUGAACACUUGCAUACAUGUAUAUUCCCUCUAAUAGUGCUAAAAAGUACUCUUUUGAAUUAGGUGGCAAAUAGUUGCUUUUUUGCAGUUUUGAAUGCUAUCAAUCAACACAUGAAAUUUUCUUGCUCUGAAGAUCUUGGUAUUGGAUUGAUUUUUUCUAAUGUGGUAAAUAAAUGGUUUUCUAAACAGAUGAUGGUU
Messenger RNA from Sinocyclocheilus grahami, 4210 nucleotides. RefSeq names its product nuclear pore complex protein Nup205-like. The annotation marks the transcript as partial. The record is from RefSeq and is a predicted model, not a curated record. Gene Ontology annotation, cellular component: nuclear pore inner ring; nuclear pore. The transcript has 28 exons. Lineage: Eukaryota; Metazoa; Chordata; Actinopteri; Cypriniformes; Cyprinidae. Gene Ontology annotation, biological process: nuclear pore organization. Gene Ontology annotation, molecular function: structural constituent of nuclear pore.